AUGUUUUCCCUUCGAAACAACGAAACUUUCCGUCCCGCCCUGCAAUACCUCCUCAGUGCUGGAAAACCUCGCGCAAACCACUACACGCACCAGAAGAGCAGCUCUUCAGGGAGCAUUGACUCGGACAGCGACGCUCCCCGCGCGAGAAUGAAUCCCAAGAACUCGACAGGAUUCCGAUCUACCUCGAUCCCCCUAAUAAGCAUCUCCCGCUCGCCAUCCCCCUAUGCGCGAUCACCCUCGAAUCCAGCCUCAGAUACAGACGACGAUGAUUGGGGCGAUGGACGCUCCUCAUCACGGCGCCCCUUCCUGCCCUCGGACGGCUACAAACUCACUGGCUGGCGAGCCUUGCUAUACGGCGGUGGAUUUGGACAAUGGCUGUUCACAACACAGUCAGGAUGGGCAAUCUACAUUGGCGUGCUGGUGUUCUGGCUGGGAGGCUGUCAGAUUGGCUUGACCAUCAUGAAUAGAAUAAUCCUCUGGAGUGGGUACCUCCAAGAUAACUACACAUCGCACACGAAGCUGAUGGUUUUAAUAGCGGGGGUUUACAAGUUUCCAUAUCCUUUAACAACGACACUGAUCGAGAUGCUAUUGACACACUGCUGGAUCCUACUCUCCGCGUAUAUCACCAGAUGGGUUAGCCCGUGGCUUACUAGUGCCGGUGUUUCAUCCAUGAUUUCGCCCUCGAAACCUCUACCGACCUCUUCUCCAGGCUUUCGAGGUCAGCAGAAGAAUUUGGGGUUCAUUGGGUCGAUCGCAAGGUGGACGUCUGGCUUCUCGGGGGGUAUUGCUGGUGGGGGACUUUUCGAAUUUGAAUGGCCCGUGGUCAAGCAGUGCUUACCAGUAGCCAUCAUAUUCGUUGCUAAAGUUUCCCUCUCGAACCUCUCCUUCGCCUAUGCCCAACUCACCAUCUACACACUCGCCCGCGUGGGAAUAGUCCCCCUCUCCCUGCUCUUCACAGCCUUCCUAACAGGCGCAUCCCACAGCGUCUCCACGCUCUCCUCAACUCUCACGGCCACUCUCACACUACUAGUAGCAACAAUGCAGACUAAUGUCCGAGUAACAUGGCAAAGCAUAGUCGCCGGCGUUUUCUCUUCCAUCUUCGUCGCUCUAUACCCAGUCCAACUCCAUCGCACGUACAAAUCCCUCGUCGCCUCCCUCGUCCCCCAAGGCGAGUUAAUCGGCACCUUCCCCUCCUCUUCUGCCCCAGCCGAUUACUCCGGGUCCCGUGAGGAAGCGCGCGCCUACUGGCGUCUCCUGCACUACACAUCUACGCUUUCCAUCCUAAUCUUGACCCCCAUCGUCUUUCUCUCGGGCGAGAUCUCAAAUAUAAGCCGGAACUGCUACUUCCUGGACGUCUUCUUCCAUUGGUUAAUGGUGUUUUGCGGGGGUUUGGGGAGCUGGGCUGUCUUCUUCAGCACAAUCGCUUUGACGAGAGCCACAAGUCCGUUGACGAGCACGUUUUUGUUUAUCCCGAGGGCGGCGUUCCUGCUUCCUAUUAUGGCCGGUUUUAAGAUGCCUAGUUAUGCCUGGAUUGGGAUCGGGAUGUGUUGGGCUAGUUGUGCGUGGUUUUUACUGGGGAGGAGGAGAGGGGGGAGACCGCUGGAACGGUUACGGUGA
Molecule: messenger RNA, 1617 nt
Organism: Lachnellula hyalina
Lineage: Eukaryota; Fungi; Ascomycota; Leotiomycetes; Helotiales; Lachnaceae
Gene: slc35c1
Product: GDP-fucose transporter
Exons: 1
Coding region: 1-1617 (538 amino acids)
Biological process (GO): protein O-linked glycosylation via fucose; GDP-fucose import into Golgi lumen
Cellular component (GO): Golgi apparatus
Molecular function (GO): antiporter activity
Source: RefSeq, a predicted model, not a curated record